UCUCGGCGGGGAUGCAGAGGCAGCUGCCGGGCUCCGUUCGGCCCGAGACUCGAUUCUGAUCCCGCGGACAACGCGCACAGUCCCGCUGAGGAUGCAGAGGCUCUGAUCGGUCACAAAUCCGUCUGACCCCGCUGCGCUUCUGGCGUGUUUCUCUUCCUCCUGUAGACAGAGGACACCGCAGCAUCCGUGUCCAUCUGUGAGUGUGUCUCUGUGUGUGUGUGUGUGAGUGCGUCUGUGUGUGUGCGCGUGCAUGCAUGUGUUCUGCACCGUACGGGCGGAAAAAGCGCCCACGAUCCGCAGGGAGCAUCUUCCCCGUCAGCCGCGGCGCGCAGGCGGAGCCGGAGCGCAGGGAGAGCGCGGAGGAGGCCGUGGACGGCAGCAGGAUGACUGUCCAGGAGUUCAACACCCUGGUGGCUCUGUACCGGGAGCAGGUCAUCUCCAUCGGGGAGAUUUCUGCCGACUGUCCGUCACUUCGCGCUCACAUGCAACUGACACGCUCCAAAGGAUGCUCCAUGGCCCGGGCAGCGCACCAGGACCUCACCGUCAUCUCUGGUUCAGGUCCAGAGGACGGAGAGAUCCAGCCUGAGAUCCUUCGGCUCUUCAUCCAGCUGCAGUGCUGCCUGGAGAUGUUCGUUACGGAGAUGCUGAAGUCCAUGUGCCUGCUGGGGGUGCUGCAGCUCCACAGAAAGAGAACCGAGUCGGAGCCGAAGUUGGACUUCAGGAUGGACGAGAGCUCGGACGUCCCGUUCCUGGAGGAGCGCUCGUCCUCGCCCAUAGACUUCCCUCAGGAGCAGUGGCUUGUGGGAAACGACAUCGAAAACAUAGAGAGAGACAUGCGAGAGAUGAGAAACCUACUCAGCAAACUCAGGGACACGAUGCCAUUGCCUCUGAAAAACCAAGACGACAGCAGCUUGUUGAACCUGACUCCACAGCCGCUGGUCCGACCGAGGAAGAGACGCUUCCCUGGACUCUGCUGCAUGGUGUCAGGCUGAGGGUCCCCCGGCCGCAGCACUCAUAUGAGUAGAUUCUCAUUUUGUCAACACAUGUCUUUACCUUUUCAUUUUUAUUCUGCGUUUAUUUACAAUCUGUUUUUCCAUUUGUUAUUUUAUUUCCUCCCAUUUAUCUUGAUAUUUACAGUUUUUCAUUGGAUCAUUAUUUAGUUCUUGAGCUCUGCAACUUGACUUCAAGUGUAUUUUAUUAGGGACAAAUCUCUAGUAAAUAUUUACAAAUAUGUCCCCCCCCACAAAACGCCAUAAAUCAUGUGACCCAAUUCCAUGGUCGUGUCCCUCAGAGGCUUCAUUAGACAACAACAACAAACAACAACAAAGGAUGGUUCGAUCCUUCUCAGGCCGACCUAUCACAGGAUCGGGUGAUGAAGCUAACGAGCUAUGUGGCUGGAAGUCGUUCUAAGAUACUUAACGAGGGACAAGCUGGAGACCUAAACAGGAAAUCCUCCGUGGACCAGACCGUCUCAUUUCGGCUCGGCCUUCUUCCGGCUACUCGGUUUACGGAGUCAGGACGUGGCCCCUGAACUGGGUCGCAGCUACUGUUGCAUUAGCUUUGUAAGCUAACGGAUGAGAUAACGCUAGCUCCCACUGUGUCACAGGCACAGCAGGGUUUCAGUUUCAGGCUCUUGUGGAACUUUUUUUUGUUGUUUCCAGGUCGUUUUCCUCCAAACUUCUCAGUUGUACGUUAUUUUCUAUAGCUAAAGAUGAGAAAUGUAAAUAUUCCGGCUAUGCACAGGCAUUUGUAGUUUUCAGGUGUCUCACUGUGUCACACCUUCGUGUCUGAAUGUUUUACCAUGUGAGCUGUUUUAGUCUGAACAACCUUCUGAUGUAUUUCCUUUGAGCGUUGUUCGGUAGAUGCUGCCUUCAGGUGAGUCUCUGCUGACCUGGGAGCAGUGAACGCCGUGUUCCUCUCCAGUAUUAUGGUGCCCACACAUAACCGGCACCUGUUAUUACAAAUAAUGUCACUGUAGAAAAGAGUACAUGUGUAAAAUAAUAAACAUAUAAUGGCAGAUAAGAAAAGAACUGUUUCAAAGCUUUGCCUAAACUUCAACUUUUAAAAGGUCGUCAGCAUCUUCGUUUCCUCGCCCCCCCGAUCGUGUCAGUGGUGCAUGAUGAUGUUGGUCAGUUGUUCAGUUGAGAACUUUAACGUCUCGUUCACACGACACGAUCUUCAGCCGGAUCUUUUUCACUCUACAACAAAUUUUGGAACUUUCCAACAAAAGCCCCAGAUCAAAGGCAAAUUAGAUUUGGCAUGCCCUUGUGUGAGAAUUAGGUUCAAUAGGUCAGCUGACACAGGGCAUGACAAGGCUAAAUAUAAUUCAUAAAUAACUAAAUGAUCUUGAGAAGUCUGUGACAACGGCAGCCAAUAAGAGCGCAGGACGGGCUGAUGACGGAAAAUACAGAUGUAUAAAACCAGAUGAGGAAAACUAAAAAGAUAAUAAUAUCAACUCAGCACAGCGAGUCGUGUCGUGUGAACUCUGCGUUAGUUACAACUGGAGUACUGACCAGAUGUGUUUGGGACAGAGUUAUGGUUUUCGUGUCCUCCAGAUGUUUUCUGUAGCAACGUGUCUAAAUUUCCCUUUGACCGACACUGUGGUCCAGGACAAGAAACCUUCUAAACUAUGAGAUCCCCUGUGUGUACUGUUUUCAUGAUCCCCAGAGGAUGAACACGAUCAUGUUACUCAUCAGCAGCAGCUAUAAACUUCUACUUUUACCCAGGAAAUAUCAAAAUCCAAUCAAAAUCCAACAGUAUUACGUAUAGAGAUCAGAGAUUUGAUGUUUGAACCAGCUCCCAAGAGGAUAAACCCUUUGGAUCUUUUUCUCUAUUGUCACAUUCAGGACAAAGUUAACUUUCCAAGCUGUAAUAUCCAGAAUUACUAAAGGAUCAUAACGGGGUUUGUUCAGUGGGUUGCAACAAUGAUCGCAGCCUCCAGGGGGCACUAGCGAGACUUUUCGGUGUCAUGUGCUGCACAUCGUUAGCCGCCUUCCCUGGAUUAAAACCAGAGGAUCUUUAUCGGGGGUAAUUAAACUGCAGCCAUUUCCCCCCUGAGUGUCGGUGCAGUGUUAUUUGUUAAUCUGUGUUUGUGGAGUUUUUCCUUUUGAAUUAACGUAGUUUAUUGAAGCGAUGUCCAAGCUGCUCAAAUCUUUGUUUCAGCAUGUUUAUGAGUCCGAGGCCAUUUGUAGUUAGUGUGUCCUGCAGUGUAA
Pleuronectes platessa (European plaice) is the source of this 3212-nucleotide messenger RNA. RefSeq names its product regulator of G-protein signaling 7-binding protein B. The record is from RefSeq and is a predicted model, not a curated record. The transcript is spliced from 6 exons. Gene Ontology annotation, cellular component: postsynapse; neuron projection; nucleus. Gene Ontology annotation, biological process: G protein-coupled receptor signaling pathway. The coding region runs from base 255 to 992 and encodes 245 amino acids. Lineage: Eukaryota; Metazoa; Chordata; Actinopteri; Pleuronectiformes; Pleuronectidae.